GAAGGACCAGAACAAACCGACAAAUCUACAGUAUAGCUCUAAGUUUACUCGAAGUCCGCCUUAGAAACAAAAUAAUGGAAUUAUUCGCCAAAGAUAUCAAGAAGCCAAGGCACCCGUUGUUUUGCAAUAUUAAGAUUUUUGUCCUCUGCCAUGGCUUACUACAGCUGACCCAGCUGUUAUACAGUUCAUAUUUUAAAAGUACCAUCACAACCAUCGAACGGCGCUUUGGCCUUGACAGUCUCUCCUCAGGAACUAUCUCCUCCCUCCAUGAGGUUGGAAACACGGUCCUGAUCGUGUUUGUCAGUUAUUUUGGGAGCCGGGUCCAUCGUCCACGAUUCAUUGGAUUGGGUGGCCUAAUAAUGUCCAUCAGUGCUCUCAUCCUGUCCUUACCUCACUUCCUGUCACAGCCCUACAAAUAUGAUUCUGCUCUACAAGCGAGCAAUCCAGAUGUGUGUAGUGUCCACGCUGUGCGAGCAAACUCGUCUAACACGUGUGGCCAAGAAGAGUCUCAGAAACUGACAGAAACCAAUAACCUGUGGAUUCUCAUGGCGACGGCUCAGCUCCUGUUCGGAAUCGGUUCUGUCCCGAUCCAGCCUUUUGGCAUCUCCUACAUAGAUGACUUCGCCAGGCCUGGCAACUCUCCUCUCUACAUCGCCAUCCUCUUUGCCGUGUCUGUGUUUGGACCUGCGUUCGGCUACCUGCUGGGCUCUGUGGUACUGCGGAUGUACGUGGACAUAGACCGUGUCGGCCCCGGUGAGCCUCAGGAACUGAAUAUUGCUGACCCUCGUUGGGUGGGGGCGUGGUGGAUUGGUCUUCUGAUCUCUGCUGGGGGGUUGGCUCUCACCUCCCUUCCUUACUUCUUCUUUCCCAGAAACAUGCCAAUGGAGAACGCUGGUGAAAUGGAGGGCGGUGUUCUGAACAGUGACUGUAAAUCGUUGGACAGCUCCAUCCUGGAUUUCCUCAAAAUGUUUCCACGGAUGUUUGUGCAGUUGCUGCUGAAUCCACUCUUCCUCUUGCUGGUUCUGGCUCAGUGCUGUUUUUCUGCAGUCAUCGCUGGACUUGCCACUUUUCUCAACAAGUUCCUAGAGCGCCAGUACAGUGCCUCAGUUGCUUACAGCAGUUUGCUCAUAGGGGCAGUGAACCUACCUUCAGUUGCCGUGGGGAUGCUUUUGGGAGGUAUAAUCAUGAAACGUUUUGGGCUCUCUCUCAGAAUCAUCCCUCGCUUCUGUGUGAUCAUGCUCUCCAUCUCUACUCUCCUCUGUGUCCCCCUCUUCUUCAUGGGAUGCCCAACCCAAACUGUUGCCAACAUUUACCCUCAGGCUGACUCCAAAGGAUUUGUGUCCAAAUCCAAAUGCAAUUUUGCCUGUUCCUGCCCGGAGAGCAUCUUUAAUCCAGUGUGUGGAUCUGAUAAUAUUGAAUACAUCUCACCAUGCCAUGCUGGCUGCUCCAAUUUCACCAAGGACCCUAAAAACCCAAAUCGAGUCCAGUUCUACAAUAACUGCAGCUGCAUUCCUGAUGGUACUGCCCGCCAAGGACCCUGUGCCAACAGCUGCCCGCACUACCUCCUGCCAGCCAUGUUCCUCAUCUCCUUCGCUGGAUUUAUCGCCAGCCUCACACAUAACCCGAUCUACAUGAUGGUGCUCAGAACGGUGCCUCAAGAAGAGAAGUCCUUUGCCAUUGGUAUUCAGUUCUUGCUCAUGAGAGUACUCGCAUGGCUACCUGCUCCAGCUCUGUUUGGGAUGUCUAUUGACUCUGCAUGUAUCUGGUGGAAAAGCAUCUGUGGGAAAAAGCUAGGAUGUGGUUACUAUGACAACAAUGUCCUUAGAAACAGGUACUUGGGUCUUCAGGUAGGCUUUAAACUCAUGGGUAUAGCCCUGAUGGCUGUUACUGGGUGGAAGGUGAAGCGCAUGAGGGACUACAGUCUGGAGAAGAUACCUGACGGAGCUCUGUAAAGUCCGGACCCCCUCCCCACAUCCUUUGAGUGUAGGAAACACUUUUUUUCUGGGUCCACCAGAUUAACCUCAUGCCCCUCUUUCACUCCCGUUCUGGUGGAGAGUACACAGAGUGAAGACCAGUCUGGGUACCAGUUAAGGUGUUAAAAAUGAAGGAGAACACAAUAACUUCAUAAAGGGAACAACGGAGCCCAACAGAGGAGUCUCCAGUGCGGUUGUGACUUCUUUCAGAAUAUUAAAUUGCACACUACUUUAAUUAUCGUGUUCCUAAGCACCAUUUUCCACCCUGAUAAAAAAAAAAGACUAAGUCAUUUUCAUUUGGUCAGAAGCUUGCGAAGGUUCACUUAGACUGAGGGACUUGGAGCCAGUGUUUAUGCAGAUUUAAAUCAUAAAUUUGUUCUGAUUCAAUGAAAUGGUUGUCAGAGGUUUGUCAGAUGAUUUAUCUCUUAACUUUUCUCUGCUUUUAUUUCUUACCAGUCAUUCAGAGACCUACUCAUUGUCAAUGACUGGCCAAAUCACUUAAGUCUAAAAGUGAUUUUGACUGUUGUCCACACCUGUUACCCCUUACAAAUGUGUCUGGUGCUCUGUUAUAACAGGGCAUCUUCAAAGAAAAGGUGAAUACUUUGACUGAUCAUUUGUCUUUGAAUUACAAUUUUUUUUCAAAGCACAAUUGUUCACUGACAAGAAAUAACCAUGUUCUGUACCUCAAUCCAACUGCUGUGUUAUGCACCAUUUCUGUAAGACUGAUUAUGGAGCAUUUUUUUAUUAUAACUUUGUUCCACUGGCAAGUCAUUUGAAGGACAAGACCUGUGUGUCAUUCGGUGCUUAUUUGAGACUGCAUAGUUUUAGUCAAUUUAAAGCCCUCUGUUUGUGUGUUUGUGUGUGUUUAUCUGUGUUUUAGCCAAGAGGUCUGUGCUGUGAGGUUUCUAGUUGCAAAAGGCAAUUGGAAUUAUUGAGGAAGCUUAAUAUUUAAGUUCAUUCACACAUUUUUAAAAACAAUUUUACAUCAUGUAUAAAGACACUUUGUGUAUAGCAGUGAUUUAAGAUGUUUUGGACAAAAAGGUAUAUUUAUAUUACAGGACAUUGUUUUACAAUAAUCAUUAACAUAUUUGACAUGAACUGAUAACACAUUCAACAUUUAUAAAUGAUCAUAGCAACUGUACCUUUAUAAACUACUAUGUGGGGGUUAAUUAUAUUAUUUGAAAUUCAGGUAUAUGAUAUCAUCUGAAAUGCAAUACAUAACAUUUAUUACCCAAAACAUAAGUUAUUUCUGAUAAAAAAAA
Molecule: messenger RNA, 3235 nt
Organism: Chanos chanos (milkfish)
Lineage: Eukaryota; Metazoa; Chordata; Actinopteri; Gonorynchiformes; Chanidae
Gene: slco2a1
Product: solute carrier organic anion transporter family, member 2A1
Exons: 14
Coding region: 75-1952 (625 amino acids)
Biological process (GO): transmembrane transport; sodium-independent organic anion transport; prostaglandin transport
Cellular component (GO): basolateral plasma membrane
Molecular function (GO): protein binding; prostaglandin transmembrane transporter activity
Source: RefSeq, a predicted model, not a curated record